AACCACUCCUCUCUCUCUGCUUUUCCAAUCCCCCCUUCCCAAUUAUAUUUUAUCUAUAUAUACACAAAGCCUUGCGCUUCAUACAUGGAAAGAAUACUUAAGCAAACCACUCUUCCCACACAUAUUUAUUUUUGAUCUUCUGACCAGGGAGAAAAGAAAGGAGCGCAAAUGGGGAGAGGAAGGGUUCAGUUGAAGCGGAUCGAGAACAAGAUCAGUCGGCAAGUAACUUUCUCCAAGAGAAGAUCUGGCCUGCUGAAGAAAGCUCAUGAGAUUUCUGUGCUGUGCGAUGCUGAGGUAGCUUUGAUCGUCUUCUCUACUAAAGGGAAGCUCUUCGAGUACUCCAGUGAUUCCAGCAUGGAAAGGAUCCUUGAACGAUAUGAAAGAUAUUCACUUUCGGAGAGACAGCUUCUCUCAACAGAUCCUGACCCACAGGGAAACUGGUCGAUGGAUUACCCUAAACUCACUGCUAGGAUUGAAGUUUUACAAAGGAACCUGAGGCACUUUGUGGGAGAAGAUCUGGAUCCCUUAAGUCUGAGAGAGCUACAAAAUUUGGAGCAACAGCUUGAUACAGCUCUUAAGCGCAUCAGAACAAGAAAGAACCAGCUUAUGCAUGAAUCGAUUUCGGAGCUUCAGAAGAAGGAGAAAUCACUGGUGGAGCAAAACAACGCAUUAGCAAAGAAGGUGAAGGAGAAGGAGAAGGUCGAACAGAAUAAUCGUGCACAAUGGGAGCAGCAAAACAACAUAGGCCAAAACUCAUCUGCCUAUGUGGUGCCACCACCCCCACUACAGCUCCCUUCACUCACCAUUGGUGGUAGUUUUGUGGGGAGAGCUGUAGAGGAAGACGGAGCUGAAGCUCGACCUAGUCCCAAUACCCUCAUGCCACCAUGGAUGCUGCGCCACGUCAAUGAAUAAAGGGUGGAGAUCAUUUCCAGGUGAGAAUUUUUUACGCGACGGAGUUACACAUGUGAGACAUGUCAGCCAAGUCUUUAAUGCCCCAGAUAAAUCCAAUUGUAAAAUCCUGAAUUAUGGUGAUAAAUCACUGCACCACCAUAAGUUAAUGAUUUCAAUGUAUUUUGGCACAUGUGCCUUCUUCAAGAUGGCCUUUGCCUUUGUUUG
Molecule: messenger RNA, 1116 nt
Organism: Vitis vinifera (wine grape)
Lineage: Eukaryota; Viridiplantae; Streptophyta; Magnoliopsida; Vitales; Vitaceae
Gene: VFUL-L
Product: FUL-like protein
Exons: 9
Coding region: 169-912 (247 amino acids)
Biological process (GO): positive regulation of transcription by RNA polymerase II
Cellular component (GO): nucleus
Molecular function (GO): RNA polymerase II cis-regulatory region sequence-specific DNA binding; DNA-binding transcription factor activity, RNA polymerase II-specific; protein dimerization activity
Source: RefSeq, a predicted model, not a curated record